Brassica napus (rape) is the source of this 1713-nucleotide messenger RNA. Its product is annotated as transcription factor PERIANTHIA-like. The coding region runs from base 181 to 1581 and encodes 466 amino acids. Gene Ontology annotation, biological process: DNA-templated transcription; regulation of DNA-templated transcription. NCBI's taxonomy places the organism in Eukaryota, Viridiplantae, Streptophyta, Magnoliopsida, Brassicales, Brassicaceae. Gene Ontology annotation, molecular function: sequence-specific DNA binding; DNA-binding transcription factor activity. The transcript is spliced from 11 exons. The record is from RefSeq and is a predicted model, not a curated record.
GUGUGUGUUGGGUAUUGGGAAACUAAAAUCCCACCUUCUCAGACGCAAUUCAUUGAUCUUUCUCUGAUUCUCUCUCUAUCUCUUCUAUAUUUGCAUUAACAUUAUUAUUCGUAUCUAUUUAUUAAUGAUGAAUCCUCUCACACAGCCAGCCGUACUGAUUCGCCAUCUUUUCACCCUUUAAUGAAAUCCCCUUCCUCUGCCAUCCCCUUUAAAACUUCACAGUCUUCUCCACAAGAAAGCUCAACAAUAACAAUGCAAAGCAGCUUCAAGACCGUUCCUUUCAACCCUGACUUCUACUCCCAAGCCUCUUUCUUCUUCAGAGGAGAUAGUUGUCUUGACGAGUUUCAUCAACCCAUCAACGGGUUUCAUCAUGACGAAGCUGUUGGUUUGAGUCCAAAUGUCACUGUUGCUGCUUCCAACAACUUACACUACACGACGUUUGAUACGGUCAUGGACUAUGGCAUGAGGGAGAGACUAGAAGGAGAAGAUGAGUGUUUGGACACAGGGGAGUUAAUGUACCAGAGAGGGACAAGGUUAGUGGGAGGAGGAGGAGGAGAAGUGAACAGCAGUUUAGACAAGUGGUGUGAUUCGGUUUCAGCCAUGGCUGAUAACAGUCAACAUACUGACACUUCCACAGAUAUUGAUACUGAUGACAAGUCUCAGUUAAAUGGAGUUCAUCAAGGGAUGCUUUUGGCUACAAAUUGUUCAGAUCAAUCUAAGACCCUUAGAAGACUUGCGCAGAACCGGGAGGCUGCUAGGAAAAGCAGAUUAAGGAAAAAAGCAUAUGUUCAGCAACUUGAGAACAGUCGGAUCAGGCUAGCUCAGCUAGAGGAAGAGCUCAAAAGAGCUCGUCAACAGGGAUGUUCGAGUGAAAGAGGAGUUUCAAGAGAAAACACUCAUGUGGCCGCCGGAAAUGGUGUAUUUUCUUUUGAAUUGGAAUAUGCACGUUGGAUGGAGGAACAUCAAAGGCUGAUCAACGACUUAAGAGCGGGUGUGCAUUCGCAAUUAGGUGACAACGAGCUACGUGUACUAGUGGACGCUGUGAUGAGCCACUACGAUGAGAUUUUCAGGCUUAAGGGAAUUGGUACUAAAGUCGACGUCUUUCACAUGCUCUCAGGCAUGUGGCAGACCCCUGCUGAGAGAUUCUUCAUGUGGUUAGGUGGAUUCAGAUCCUCUGAGCUACUCAAGAUAUUGGGGAACCAUGUGGAUCCGUUGACUGAUCAGCAGUUGAUAGGCAUCUGCAAUCUUCAGCAGUCGUCUCAGCAAGCAGAGGAUGCAUUGUCACAAGGCAUGGAAGCUCUGCAACAAUCGCUUCUAGAGACGCUUUCAUCUGCUUCAAUGGGUCCAAACUCUUCAGCUAAUGUUGCUGACUAUAUGGGUCAUAUGGCUAUGGCCAUGGGGAAGCUUGGCACUCUUGAAAACUUCCUUCGUCAGGCGGAUCUAUUGAGGCAACAAACAUUGCAACAGCUUCACAGGAUUCUCACUACAAGACAAGCUGCUCGUGCCUUUUUGGUCAUCCAUGACUAUAUUUGUCGGCUUAGAGCACUUAGCUCUUUAUGGUUAGCCCGACCAAGGGACUAAGCCUUGUCGUGGCCCAAAAGAAAGCAUAGCUCUCUCCUUUGUAGCCUUUUAGAUCACAUGUUUAAACUUAUUUAGUACGCUGUGUACGUUACCAUUUCAGAAUCGUUUAUAUUUGACUUGUUCCCUACGCUA